AAGCACAAAAAUCAGAAGGCCAGGGCAAUUAAUCCAAGAUUCUUUGUGUCUUAGUCAUAAUAUUGAAAAAAAAAUUGUUCAUCAUUCAUUGAAAUGCUCAACUCAUCCCCAUGGUUGGCACCUAUUCACUUUUUUAUACUAUCGCAAACACAGAUUAAAUGCACAUACAGUCACCAUGUUUUUGCUUGAUGAGAUUCGGGAGUAUGAUCGAUCCAUGAGAUGGAAUCCAGUAUUUCAGAUGCUUCAUUUGGAUACAAGACAAAUGAUUGAGGAUAAAACACAGAAAGCCGCAAGAGCACCACAAAAUCGUAGUCUUAACAGAUACAGGGAUGUGUUACCAUAUGACGACACCCGUGUUAAACUAGAAACAAGUGAUAAUGAUUAUAUCAACGCAAACUUUGUUGAGUCUCCUGGUGUGAAACGAAGGUAUAUACUCGCUCAGGGUCCCUUACAAAGCACUUGUAAAGAUUUUUGGCGCAUGAUUUGGGAAAAUCAUUCACCGGCAAUAAUAAUGUUAAAUCGAAUAGUUGAAAAAAAUAUGGUAAAAUGUCAUCCAUAUUGGCCAAUGGGUGAAGAUGAAAUUUCUGAAUUUGGUGAAUUUGAAAUAGAAAAUAGAAGUACCCAAAUGGAGGAUGCGUAUAUCAUACGUGAACUUAUAGUUCAUUAUAAAAAGACAGGUGAAAGAAGAAAAGUGCUACAAUUUCACUAUGUGGCAUGGCCAGACUUUGGUGUACCACAAGACCCUGAAACAUUUUUACAAUUCCUUGAAGAUAUAAAAAAGAAAGACGUUUUGUACAAUAUAAAUAAUCCACCAGUCAUUCAUUGCAGUGCAGGCAUUGGAAGAUCGGGAACUUUUUGUUUGGUUGAUUCAGCACUGGCCAUUGCCGAGCGAGAUGACACACCAACGAAUGUCAAUCCACGAAGCUUACUACUCUCCCUAAGGAAAUGUCGAUGUGGUUUAAUUCAAACAGCAGAACAAUAUAGAUUUGCAAAUGUUGCUAUAUUGACUGGAUUUCAUCAUUUGUUUCCACAUUUAUUUAAAGAUUUCGAAUCACCAGUUUUAGAAGACAACGAUACGCCACCUCCAUUGCCACCAAGAAGAACAAAAAAUAAUGUACCUCCACCUAAACCUGAACGCACAUCCAUUGCGAAAACACACGAAGCUGACCAAGCUAAACUAUUCCAGUCAGCAACAGGCUUGGAAUCCUCAGAUGAAGAUAGCAGCGAAGAAGAGAUCAUUGAUCUAUCAGAUGGAUCAUACACUGAGCUUAUAGAAGAAGAAAGCAGCAGUGAAGGAGACUCCAAUGAAGAGAAGGCCAAACAAACAUCAAAUAGUUCAGUAGAUGCAUCCAGAAGUGAGGUUGACGGCAAUGUAGUCAAUGAAAAUGAUAUUCACCCUGAAGUGUGGGAAACCGUCGAAAGAAGAUCUGAAAGAAAAUCUGAAUCUCCAGUUAACAUUGGAUCCAAGGCAAGCGAAAACAAAGAACUUCAUCUUCGUCAGCGCAAGAAACGGUUAUUGGAAACAAAAGAACGUGUACAGACAAUAAAACGUAAGAUGAAAGAAAGUGAAAAAUCAUCAACUUUGAGUUACUUGUUAUAUAUUGGUGCGACUAUAGGAUUGUGUUCUGGUCUUUGUUUUGCUGCGUACAAAUAUUUAGGUUAAGAACCUCAUGUCAAAUUACAAUGUUCCGAUCAUAAUAUAUUAAAAUGGAUAUAAGAAACAGAUUUCGCCCAACAGAAACAUCAUGUUCUGCAUUUUGGAAAACCUCACACUGAUGUUAUAUAUACGUAUGCAUAAAAAGAUUGAAAAAUAUUGUAUUCCUGUGUAACUAUCCUUUACAAAUUUUAACGGGAUUUAACUGAGCUGUAUAUCAGAAAAUAUGUUUAAUAAUUUGUUUUUAAAACUAAAUUCUAAAUUAUUUUCAAACUUCUGAUUAUUAUAGUAUUUUUGAGUCUUAAUAAACAAGCUGCAUUUCGUCAUUGUGCUACAGGCGGCUGCAUUAUCAGAAACACAUCUAGUGAAGGGAGUUAACAAUGAAUUUAGAAUCUCUUUAGAAAUGCAAUUCUUUGUUUUGCCAUUCAGUUUUUUUUUCCUUCUCAAGUUUAGGCUACAAUGUUUUUUUGUGGAAAACCAGUUUGUGUAUGGGUUGCUCAGAGAUCACCAGCUCGUUUUGGGAGCUUUAGGAUAUUCAUUUGUCUUAUAUUCAAAAGCGUCUUAUUAUUUAGUAGAUGCAAUGAUUAAAUACUAAUAAGAUUAAUUUGCUUCAAUACUUCUUCAUACUGAUAAUAUUUAUUUCUUUGUUUCUUUUUAUUUGUUUGUUAUUAGUAUUUUUCAUCUUUGAUUUUUUUUUUGAAGAUAGAACAUAAUGUAAAUAAAGUUUUUACAGUUUUAAUAUUUUUAUGUAUUAGAGAAGUCAUUUUUUGUUUACUUUAAAUCACAAAUUUAUUGCAUCCUAAAACCACUUUAACCCAAA
Messenger RNA from Hydractinia symbiolongicarpus, 2474 nucleotides. RefSeq names its product tyrosine-protein phosphatase non-receptor type 2-like. The transcript is spliced from 13 exons. Gene Ontology annotation, molecular function: protein tyrosine phosphatase activity. Gene Ontology annotation, biological process: protein dephosphorylation. NCBI's taxonomy places the organism in Eukaryota, Metazoa, Cnidaria, Hydrozoa, Anthoathecata, Hydractiniidae. The coding region runs from base 176 to 1663 and encodes 495 amino acids. The record is from RefSeq and is a predicted model, not a curated record.